Messenger RNA from Astyanax mexicanus (Mexican tetra), 1622 nucleotides. It is a transcript of the gene cops4, whose product is annotated as COP9 constitutive photomorphogenic homolog subunit 4 (Arabidopsis). The record is from RefSeq and is a predicted model, not a curated record. The coding region runs from base 120 to 1340 and encodes 406 amino acids. Gene Ontology annotation, cellular component: cytosol; COP9 signalosome. NCBI's taxonomy places the organism in Eukaryota, Metazoa, Chordata, Actinopteri, Characiformes, Acestrorhamphidae. The transcript is spliced from 10 exons.
AUAGCACAACUCGACAGAACACCGGCCAUUGGUGGUGCUGUACCCCGUGGAGAGUGCGCUGCCCUUCGGCCUGUCAGAAAUCAGAUCUCCGCGCUGCUGGUUGUUGUGUAUUGGGGAAGAUGGCGUCCGGUGUGCGGCAGGAGCUCGCCCAGCUGAUGAACUCCAGCGGAUCUCACAAAGACCUCGCUGGAAAGUAUCGUCAGAUUCUGGAUAAGGCAAUACAGUUCACAGAUGCAGAACAACUGGAGGCACUGAAAGCAUUUGUUGAAGCCAUGGUCAAUGAAAAUGUCAGUCUGGUGAUAUCCAGGCAGCUACUCACUGACUUUUGCACACACCUACCAAAUUUACCCGACAGCACAGCUAAAGCUGUCUACCACUUUACACUGGAGAAGAUUCAGCCAAGAGUUAUCUCCUUUGAAGAGCAGGUGGCUUCAAUCAGACAGCAUCUAGCCACUAUAUAUGAGAAAGAAGAGGACUGGAGAAAUGCUGCACAGGUUUUAGUGGGUAUACCUCUGGAGACAGGACAGAAACAGUAUAAUGUCGACUACAAGUUGGACACUUACCUGAAGAUUGCCCGCCUUUAUCUGGAGGAUGACGAUCCUGUUCAGGCUGAGGCCUACAUUAAUCGUGCGUCUUUACUCCAGAACGAGUCAACCAAUGAACAGCUGCAGAUCCACUACAAGGUAUGCUAUGCCAGAGUGCUGGACUACCGAAGGAAGUUCAUUGAAGCUGCUCAGCGCUACAAUGAGCUUUCAUACAAAUCCAUUGUCCAUGAAAGUGAACGGCUGGAGGCCUUGAAACACGCUCUCCACUGCACUAUUCUGGCCUCCGCAGGGCAGCAGCGCUCGCGUAUGCUGGCCACACUAUUUAAGGAUGAACGAUGCCAGCAGCUGGCUGCCUAUGGCAUCCUAGAGAAGAUGUACUUGGAUCGAAUUAUCCGGGGGAACCAGCUGCAGGAGUUUGCAGCAAUGCUGAUGCCCCACCAGAAGGCCACCACAGCAGAUGGGUCGAGUAUUUUGGAUCGGGCUGUCAUUGAACACAACCUUCUAUCUGCUAGCAAGCUGUACAAUAACAUAACAUUUGAAGAAUUAGGAGCACUUUUAGAGAUCCCACCUGCAAAGGCAGAAAAAAUUGCGUCUCAGAUGAUCACAGAGGGCCGUAUGAAUGGCUUCAUCGACCAAAUAGAUGGCAUUGUCCACUUUGAGACACGAGAACCGCUCCCGACCUGGGACAAACAGAUCCAGUCGCUCUGCUUCCAGGUCAACAACCUUCUGGAGAAGAUCAGCCAGGCGGCACCGGAGUGGACAGCGCAAGCUAUGGAGGCACAGAUGUCCCAAUAAACCUUCCACUCCCUGCCGCUUUCUGCCAUGCCAUUGCUCCACCUCUAGAUCAAAAAUGAGAGACGCUUUCCAAAGACUUUUUUCUUGAGAGGCCAGCCGUGUGCAGGCUGCCUGAGUUCUCUGUUAAGACGUUGUUUUGAAAGCAGUUGGAUCAGCUGCAGCACAUACAGUAUGUGACGACAUAUUCACAGUGACUGUUUUAGGUUUUGAGGUUCACGUCAUAUUAUUAUGUCAUGGAUAUAGUAUGUGAAGAUGUCUUAAUAAAACUUGUGUAUAUCUGUU